Molecule: messenger RNA, 2821 nt
Organism: Rattus norvegicus (Norway rat)
Lineage: Eukaryota; Metazoa; Chordata; Mammalia; Rodentia; Muridae
Source: RefSeq, a predicted model, not a curated record
UGUCUUUGCCUCACGGCUCUGCACAGGAAAUCUAUUGCUGUGUCAAGUCCCAGAGAAGUUUCUUCGCUUCCAAGUUACUAGUCAGACCAAAGCACGCUGAGUGGAAGGAGAGGGCAGGGAAGACAGGACUGCUCCCGGCUGAUGGGUUAAGAGGUGGGCUACCACGCAGAAGCCAACCCGAGAGCGGAGGGAUCCUGGUCAUGGUCACCGCUGCUCCCCUACCUGUGAAGAGAAAGAGCACCGAGUGAGCCGCUGAAAACCAGAAAACCGAAAUGCUCUGCUUUUGGAGAACUUCUCACGUAGCAGUACUCUUGAUCUGGGGGGUCUUCGCGGCUGAGUUUUUCCGUGUAGCCUUGGAUGCCCUGGAACUUAUUCUGUAGACCAAGCUGGCCUGAAACUCAGAUCCACGUUCCUCUGUGUUCCAAGUUCAGGAUUAAGGAAGUGUGCCACUACCACCUGGCUUGAUGCUCAUUCUUAGCCAAAGCAAGACAGUGUUUGGUGUUCAGAGUGUUUGCAUUAUUGGCUCUCAAAUUCCUUUAUGUGCAGUUAAUGUUUAUGGACUGUUUCUAUGGUUGCACCAGCCUGCACUUGCCUGAUCUUAUCUGAUCUUGUAAGAGUCAAGUUGUCCUGAUAAGAAUCAAACAAUGCAGAACAAUUCAUCAACUAUGACAGAAGUUAACACUACAGUGUUUGUACAGAUGGGUAAAAAGGCUCUGCUCUGCUGCCCUUCUAUUUCACUGACAAAAGUAAUAUUAAUAACAUGGACAAUAACCCUCAGAGGACAGCCUUCCUGCAUAAUAUCCUACAAAGCAGACACAAGGGAGACCCAUGAAAGCAACUGCUCGGACAGAAGCAUCACCUGGGCCUCCACACCUGACCUCGCUCCUGACCUUCAGAUCAGUGCAGUGGCCCUCCAGCAUGAAGGGCGUUACUCAUGUGAUAUAGCAGUACCUGACGGGAAUUUCCAAAACAUCUAUGACCUCCAAGUGCUGGUGCCCCCUGAAGUAACCCACUUUCCAGGGGAAAAUAGAACUGCAGUUUGUGAGGCGAUUGCAGGCAAACCUGCUGCGCAGAUCUCUUGGACGCCAGAUGGGGAUUGUGUCGCUAAGAAUGAAUCACACAGCAAUGGCACCGUGACUGUCCGGAGCACAUGCCACUGGGAGCAGAGCCACGUGUCUGUCGUGUUCUGUGUUGUCUCUCACUUGACAACUGGUAACCAGUCUCUGUCUAUAGAACUGGGUAGAGGGGGUGACCAAUUAUUAGGAUCAUACAUUCAAUACAUCAUCCCAUCUAUUAUUAUUUUGAUCAUCAUAGGAUGCAUUUGUCUUUUGAAAAUCAGUGGCUGCAGAAAAUGUAAAUUGCCAAAAUCGGGAGCUACUCCAGAUAUUGAGGAGGAUGAAAUGCAGCCGUAUGCUAGCUACACAGAGAAGAGCAAUCCACUCUAUGAUACUGUGACCACGACGGAGGCACACCCAGCGUCACAAGGCAAAGUCAAUGGCACAGACUGUCUUACUUUGUCAGCCAUGGGAAUCUAGAACCAAGGAAAAGAAGUCAAGAGACAUCAUAAUUACUGCUUUUCUUUCUUUAAACUUCUCCAAUGGAGGGAAAUUAGCUCUUCUGAAGUUCUUAGAAAGCACAAAUGUUCUAAUGGAUUUGCCUUUAAGUUCUUCUAUCAUUGGAAGUUUGGAAUCUUUGCUGCUACCUGUUAAUUCUAGGAAGAACUGAUUUAAUUAUUACAAAGAAAGCACAUUGUUAUGGUAAAAUAUCAAAUUGUGCAAUACAAUGAUGAAAACUGAGUUUCCUCAAGAAAUAACUGCAGAAGGAACAAUCAUUACUAAAGCAUUUCAUGUGAGUUCUUCCAAAAAAGAAAAUCCCUGUGUAUACGACAUGAUUAUGGUAUGUGUGUGCCUUUAUAUGUUUGUUUACAAAUGUGUAUAUAUGCACACAUCUGAUUAUCAAGACAUCUCUGUCAAAAACUCACUGGCGUUCCAGAUUUAUGAAAGCUAAUAAAGUGAGUAUUGGAGAUGUUUUUAUAUCUGUAUAUGUAAAACUACCUCAUUCUUUUUAAUGGCUACAUAAAAUUCAUGGUCCUUGGAUGGGCAUUUAGACUUUGUGUUGUAUGUGGUAUUAAAUGAUACCAUGUGGAAUGUUUCUUGUGGUGAAUCUCCGCAUUAUUUGAGUGCACCUGUGAGAUAAUUUCUGUGAGUGUAAUGGUCCUGUCAGUUGGAAUGCGCUUUUAUGAUCAAUAGAUUAGUCAAACUGUGUCAGUUUACAUUUUCUCUAAUUGUGUUUAAUGUGACUUUCUCCAUAUUCUUAUUCUUAUGUUUUUAAUAUCUUCACUUUCACCUUUUAUACUUUCCAUCUUUAAUUAACCAGUUGGGUGAUGUGUCUUAAGGUUGUGAUAUUAACUUUAUUAUUUAAUGGAACUGGAUUCAUAUCUUUGGGUUUCAUGUCCACAAAAGAGAUAGAAAGCAUUUGUAAAGACAGUAUUUUCAACUCCUUGUAUUACUACAAAAAUGUUGACAUCUGAUGCACAACAGUUUUAUGGAUGUUAUGAAUUGUGUGUUUUUAACAUUCUAUUCUGAUGUACUUAUAAGAGAGCAACUGUCUUUGAACUAUAUAUGUAGGUGGGAGAACUUGGAGUACUUUAUGUGCUAAUAGGAUGGUAAUGGGAUGAUAUAACUUUUCCCUCCAGUUUUUUGGAGGGAAAUAUUAGGAAUACAUGUAUUGAUAAUUUUUAGCAUAUAUUUUUUAAUUGUUAAAAAUAAACCUGUUCCCUUUAUAUCAGGAAAGAUAUUAAAAAUGGAUUUAUUCAUCUUAA